GUCUCUUGUUGUACCAACGAGCACAGAAGGCUAAAAUGUCUUACUGGAAACAGAGAACAGCAGGUUUGUGUUCAUGACUCAGUGUGAACAGCAGGAAUCCGGCCGAUCGCAUUAGAUGGACGAGUUUCUUCAUCGGGGGAAUUCCUGAACCCUGUUGGGUAAUAAUCCUCUCCUCCUCCUCUCCAGCUCAUUAUAUCACCCCGACUUUAAUGGAGCUCAAACAUACGAACUCCUGAGGAGCAUCAUGAAGUUGGAUUUGGCUGCAGCUUUGUUUCUGUCGCUUGCUUUUAUAUCACCAGUUUGGUGUCAGCAGGCUGUAAACUGCAGAUGGGGUUCUUAUGGUCAGUGGUCUGAGUGUGACGGCUGCACCAGGACUAAGGUGAGAACUCGCCAUGUGGAGGUUUACGCCCAGUUUGGUGGUUCAGCGUGUUCAGGAGAAGCCACCGAAACACAGCCGUGUGUCCCAGAGAAAAGAUGCCCCCUAGGAACAGGCUGUGGAGAAAGGUUCCGCUGCUCCUCUGGUCAGUGUAUCAGCCAGUCUCUGGUGUGUAACGGAGACCAGGACUGUGAAGACGGUCUGGAUGAGCGAAGCUGUGACCAGGACAACAAUCAAUACUCAUGUGACCUCGAUAAAAGGCCUCCCAACUCCGACUUCACAGGCCGAGGGUACGAUGUGCUGACAGGUAAACUGAGGGCAGGUGUGAUCAACACUCUGAGCUUUGGAGGUCAGUGCAGGAAGGUGUUCAGCGGUGACCAUAAAGCCUUUUACAGACUCCCAGAGAACAUCCUCAGAUAUAACUUUGAGGUGACAGUGGACAACGAGGAGAGCGAUGAAUCCUACGAGAGCUCCUGGUCCUACAUGCAGCACAUCCAGUCCAAUGCUUUGUGGGGACACGACCGCCGCACUUUUCACAAAGAUCUCACUGAAAAUAAGGCCCACAGAAUCAUAAUCCUGAAGAAUAAAGUGGAGCUGGCCCAGUUUCAGAACUCAGCUCCCCAGUACCUGACUCUGUCCCAAGAUUUCUGGAAGGCCUUGUCCUCGCUGCCCGUCACCUACGACUACUCAGCCUACCGACAGCUGCUGCAGAAAUACGGCACUCAUUACCUGUCUGAAGGCUCGCUAGGAGGCGAAUACCAAGCCCUGUUGGAGCUGGACCAGCAGAAGCUCCAAUCAUCCAGUACAACAAAUAUCGAGUACCAGAGGUGUUGGAGGAAAGUGAAGCGACGUCUCUUCAGGAAAAAAGUCAAAACUGUCUGUGAAAAACUGACUAAAUCUUUUGCAUCCAGUGAUGGACACAGUUCAACCACUAUGCCCAUCAAGGUGAAUAUUUUCGGAGGAGAUCCAGCCUUCAUCACUGGUCUGACUCGUCUGGACCUGGAAAACCCCGAAGCCAACGGAGAAAUGUACGAUAACUGGGCAUCGUCUGUCAAAGACUUCCCAGAAGUCAUAGACCAGAAGCUGCGUCCACUGUACGAGCUGGUGAAGGAGGUUCAGUGUGCAGGUUUAAAGAAGCUCCACCUGAAGAGAGCCACAGAGGAAUACCUGGCCGAGGAGCAUCCCUGCCACUGCCGACCCUGCCAGAACAACGGCCAACCGCUGCUCACCGGAUCCGAGUGUCGAUGCGUCUGUCGGCCGGGAACAUCCGGACGAGCCUGCGAGAGGGGAGCAGUGAUCGGAGAGAAACCAGGCGUGGUCCACGGCAGCUGGAGUUGCUGGUCCUCCUGGGGAUCCUGUUCUGGAGGUCAAAAGUCAAGAACCCGAAGCUGCAACAACCCGACGCCCAGCAGAGGAGGACAACACUGCAUCGGACCACAGACGGAGCAGAAGUCUUGUGAGGAUGCAGACAUCCAGUAUCUACAGACAAUGGAGCCUCAGUGCUUCAGUCUUUCUGUAACUCCACCUAAAACCUGUGGGCCGCCUCGAACCCUCAGGAAUGGAUUUAUUCAGAAUCCCAAAGAUUUUUACGUGGUUGGAAACACAGUGCAGUACUCCUGCAUCGACGGGUUUUACCUCAGUGGAAACGCUGAAGCUAAAUGUGCUGAAAACCAGAAGUGGAGCUCAGAAGCAAUGGUUUGUAAAAGUUCCACAUGUGGACUUCCUCCAAUCAACAGCUUAGUUACAGCCACGCCCACCAAAACAGCCUAUCAGAUCGGAGACAGCGUGUCCUUGUCCUGUCCAGUCGGGUUGUUUCUGGAGGGUGAAGUGUCCGAGGUUAUCUGCAGCCCCAGCCUGCAGUGGUCUCCAUCUCCUGCUGAUGCUCGCUGUAAAGCGGCACCUACAACUCCGUCUCCUCCAGCCGGCCUGAAGUGUAAAGUCUGGGAGAACGUAGGGAAAACUGGGUGUGUGUGCAAAAUGCCAUUUCAGUGCUUGGCUUCCCUGCAGCUGUGUGCCAGACUGGGCUCCAGUCAACCCCAUCUGUUGGGCGUUUGUCAGCUUGGAGCCCUGAGAUGUAUGGGAAGGAGCUUUACGUUGGCCGGCAAAAGCGACUGUAAGUGGCCAGAAGAGGCGUUUACUUCCUGUGAGGCCUGCAAACCUGGAACUGUCUGUCAAGAAUCGGCCAGACGAUGCGGCUGCCAGAAUGCAUCAGAUUGCCCUGCAGACUCCGCCCCUCUAUGUGUCCGGUCCAGUGACGGUACCGGUUCUGUUACUAUGACUGAAUGUGAGGUUGGAGCCAGACGAUGUGCUGGAGAGCAGAUCAAUGUGAUCGGUAUCGAUGCCUGUCCAGAAUAAACAUGGUUGGUGUUCUUUUUCACGCUGCACAUUAGGACAUUUCUCUCUUAAAGCUGAGGUAGGCAGUAUUAUUUUUGGCAGCGUCGGCCAAAAAUUCCACACUAACCUUCCUUCAAUCCAUCUAUUGAUUAUAACAGCUUUGUUUAGUUAAUAUAGGCAGGUUUACUUUUAAAAAAUGCAGUGUGAUGAGUUUUUUUGUGUCCACCCAUUCUGCAUGCAAAAUAGAUUACAAUCUAGGAACAAAAGUCCAUAUUUUAAAAGAAAUAAGCUCAUUGUCUAACCAAAUUUUACCAAACUGACUCCAGAUCAAUACACAAAUAUUCCAAAAAUGUGAUGAAACAUAAAGAGCAAUAAAGUCCACAUUGAAAGUAGGAACUGAUGGUGCAACAGGAUAAACAGAAGAUUUACAAAUUUACAGGGGGAUGGGUUUGGAAUUUUGCCACAACGUUAUUUUUGUACGUUUGAAAGACAUUCAUGUAAGUUGCAAGUUCUAACUUUGUCCAUUUCACCCUUUUCUAGAUUUUUGCUUACUGCAGCUUUAAUGACUGAACUGUAAAUAGAAACUAACAUUUUUCUAACACUUGUCAUAUUUGUCAUGGAGGAUUAAUAACUGAAGACAUUUCCAUGUAAAAUGAGUGAUUGUUUUUGUUCUAGAAAACUAAUAAAACAUUUUCUUGAA
Amphiprion ocellaris (clown anemonefish) is the source of this 3410-nucleotide messenger RNA. RefSeq names its product complement component 7b (gene c7b). Gene Ontology annotation, biological process: immune response. NCBI's taxonomy places the organism in Eukaryota, Metazoa, Chordata, Actinopteri, Pomacentridae. The record is from RefSeq and is a predicted model, not a curated record. The transcript has 18 exons. Gene Ontology annotation, molecular function: protein binding. The coding region runs from base 245 to 2731 and encodes 828 amino acids. Gene Ontology annotation, cellular component: membrane attack complex.